UUCUUCGGGUCUAUUUUUCAUGUCCAGCCCCUAAUGAGUGUCCAUUGGUUUUGUUAUUUCCACUCCCUCCUCCCACUCCCCGACUUUGCCCUGCCCAUGUUUUGUAUGUCUGUGUCCAUCCAUCUCCUGACGUUCAAGUUCGCAGGGACGUCACGUCCGCACUUGAACUUGCAGCUCAGGGGGGCUUUUGCCAUUUUUUCAUCUCUCUCUCUCUCUUUUCAAAAAAGCCAUGACGGCUAUCCCACAAUCCAUCUUCCCUGCGCCAUCUUUGUAUUAUUUCUAAUUUAUUUUGGAUGUCAAAGGCAUUGAUGAAGAUAUUUUCUCUGGAGUCUCCCUUCUAACCCGGCUCUCCCGAUGUGAACCGAGCUGAAAGCCACCACCAACCACCAUGUCUCGCCGCAAGCAAGGCAAACCCCAGCACUUAAGCAAACGGGAUUUUUCGCCCGAGCCGCUGUCCGCCGCCGUGCUCUCGGAUGAGCGGCAGGAACACCGUGGGCUGGUACAGCUCGCUCCGGAAGGAGACCAGGACCUGCUCACCUGUGGCCAGUGCCAGAUGAACUUCCCUCUCGGGGAUAUCCUAAUUUUUAUCGAGCACAAGAGGAAGCAAUGCAAUGGCACCUUGUGCAUGGACAAGGCAGUGGAUAAGGCUCCGUCGCCGCCACAUGGUGAACUGAGAAGGGCCUCCAACCCUGUGGAGGUGGGCAUCCAGGUCACGCCCGAGGAUGAUGACUGCUUAUCCACGUCCUCCCGAGGAAUUUGCCCCAAACAGGAAAAUAUUACAGGUAAAGAUGAGCCCAGCAGCUACACUUGCACAACCUGUAAGCAGCCGUUCGGCAGCGCGUGGUUCUUGCUGCAGCAUGCCCAGAACAUGCACGGCUUUCGCAUCUACCUGGAGAGCGAGCACGGGAGUCCACUCACCCCGCGCGUGGGCGGAGACUGCGCCUCCCAGCCGCCCCUCCACGGCAUGCACCUGCCCGAGGUGAGCCCCUUCAACCUGCUGCGGAUACCCAACUCCGUGUCGGGGCGUGAGGGGAACGUUGGCGUUGGCGGCGGCGGCGGCGGCGGUCGCUUCCCUCCAACCCCACCGCUCUUCAGCCCGCCGCCCCGGCACCACCUGGACCCGCACCGCAUGGAGCACCUGAGCCCAGAGGACCUGGCGCUGGCGACCCACCACCCGAGUGCCUUCGACAGGGUGCCGCGCCUCAACCCCAUGCCCCUGGACCUGCCGGCCAUGGACUUCUCGCGCCGGCUGAGGGAGCUGGCCGGCAACAACGCGGGCUCCACGCCGCCGCUGUCGCCCAACCGGCCCAGCCCUAUGCAACGGCUGCUGCAACCAUUCCAGCCGGGCGCCAAGCCGCCCCCGUUCCUGUCCACUCCGCCACUCCCGUCCAUGCAGUCGCCCUCGGGCGGCUCCCAGGGCACCCCCACCUCCUCGUCUCAGCCGGGCCCGCAGCUGACCCAGGGCUCGCAGACGCUGCUGCAGCAGCAGCCGCCGCAGUCCACCACGCCGCUCAACACGCCCAUGAAGUCGUGCGAGUUCUGCGGCAAGACCUUCAAGUUCCAGAGCAACCUGAUCGUGCACCGGCGAAGCCACACGGGCGAGAAGCCCUACAAGUGCCACCUGUGCGACCACGCGUGCACGCAGGCCAGCAAGCUCAAGCGCCACAUGAAGACGCACAUGCACAAGUCCUCGCCCAUGACGGUCAAGUCCGACGACGGGCUCUCAGGCACCAGCUCACCCGAGCCGGGCACCAGCGAGCUCCUGGGCAGCGCCAGCAGCGCCCUCAAGUCAGUGGUGGCCAAGCUCAAGAGCGAACGCAUUAUCCGCGAGAACGGCGAGGAGGCCGAGGAGGAGGAAGAGGAGGAGGAGGAAGAGGAAGAAGAGGAGGAGGAGGAGGAGGAAGGCGAGGAGGAGGAGCUGGAGAGUGAGUGUGGCGGCACCGGGAACGGCCGCAGCAACAGCUACCCGUUCGGCCUGAGCCUGGAGGCGGCGCGGCACCACGAGAACAACGGCAGCGGCAUCGGGCUCCACGGGCGGUCAGUGCUGGAGGACGGCAUCCCGCGCUCGCUGCCCGAGGUGAUGCAGGGCAUGGGCCUGGCGGCCAGCAUGCAGCAUUACAGCGAGGCUUUCCACGCACACAAGCGCGGCGCGCUCGGCCCCAACGAGCACAAUGACACCGCGCACCGGGACCUGUGUGACGGCGACUCGGCCAUGGAGUCGGACCGCGUGAACGAGGGCUGUGGCUCGGCCAUCAACGGCCGCGGCUCGUCCCCCAGCGAGGCGGCUGCCGCCGCCGUGGGCCUGAGCAAGAAACUGCUCCUGGGAAGCCCCAGCUCGCUCAGCCCCUUCAGCAACAAGCGCAUCAAGAUGGAGAAGGACCUGGACCUGCCCGCCAUGCCCACCAUCCCCAACUCGGAGAACGUCUACUCCCAGUGGCUGGCCGGCUACGCCGCUUCGCGCCAGCUCAAGGACCCCUUCCUGAGCUUCGGGGACUCCCGACAAUCGCCUUUCGCCUCGUCCUCUGAGCACUCCUCGGAGAACGGCAGCCUGCGUUUCUCCACGCCGCCGGGCGAGAUGGACUGCGGCGUGUCCGGCCGCAGCGGCACGGGCAGCGGCGGCAGCACGCCCCACUUGGGGCGGCCCGGCUCCAAGGACGGCCGGCGCAGCGACACGUGCGAGUUCUGCGGCAAGAUCUUUAAGAACUGCAGCAACCUGACAGUGCACCGGCGCAGCCACACUGGCGAACGGCCGUACAAGUGCGAGCUGUGCAACUACGCCUGCGCCCAGAGCAGCAAACUGACGCGGCACAUGAAAACACACGGCCAGGUGGGCAAGGACGUUUACAAAUGUGAAAUCUGUCAGAUGCCUUUUAGCGUGUACAGCACCCUAGAGAAACACAUGAAAAAGUGGCACAGUGACCGCGCCUUGAACAGCGAAAUCAAAACUGAGUAGCGAGAAGUAAGGACAGUGCGAAAGGCACGUUUUUUCUUUUUAAUCCUUCUUCGCUAAAAGUAAAAAACCCCAUCUCUCCCGUGACGCCCUUGUAGAUUUGUCCUCCUACCCCCCUCUUCCUCUUUCGCUAGUCCAGUGGAAGCUAAGACAACGUGCUUGGCACCGGCACACUCUGUUUCAUUUACGUUGAAUGCAUGAUCUGUAUCGGGGCAAUACUAUUGCAUUGACGCAAAACUUCGAGCCUUUCUCUUGUGCAAUAAUUUACAUGUUGUGUACUUUUUUUUCUUUUUACUUUCCCUUUUUGAUAAUUAGACAGCAUGCAUGGUAUGUUUUUUGGCUAAUUUGAGAAAAAAGAAAAAAUUGUCCCUGGUUGGUUAGUUGUUAAGUAACUGUGUUGCUGUUUUCUUGUUCUGUUCUUUUAUUUAAAAAAAAAAGAAAAAAAAGAAAGAAAAAAAGACCAUGCUGCAUACAUUCUGUAACACAUAUCAUGUACAGUUUUGUGUUGUAACAUGGAGGACAACAGUCUAACACUUAACCCUCUAUGGAUGGGUUGGGGAUCGCACUUAAAACUGAUCUUUCAAAAAGAUAUUCAGUCCACAUAGGGUGAAACAAUUUGAAUUGGCCCCGUUACGAAUUUAAAAUCAGUGACAGCCUUUGCAAUUCUUUCAGAAAAAAAAGAAGUAGUCAUUAAGAUUCAAUUUGUACUAUCAUUUGGUAAAACAAACAAAAGAAGAGUGCCUUGGAUAUCUUGAAACUGCAUUGGUUAAUAUUCCUAUCUACUAUAAGCUUGGAGUCUCAGAUAAAUACUGGAAAACGGAUCCACUUGGUCCUCAAAAAGGUUCUUGCAUCAAGUACCUGACUGCUGCAGUCAACUGUGACUAAAGAAAGAGUAAUAGUAAUGAAAGAAUCUACGUAAAUUUCUAGUUAAUCAUCAUUUACCUACCUAUAAUAUUGUGUACCUUUUUUGAAAAUGCUGAGGUAUUUUGUUUGUUUUAUACACGGUACAUGCAGUAUUGUGUGGAAUCAAAUCUAGGUGUUUCUAUUUCUUUGUAUUUAGAGGUACUGUGUUGACAGUGGUACAGGCUCUGAAUAGACAACAAUAAGCUGAUGUGACACUCUCUUGGGAGGUUUUUGCCUAUGUAGCCUCACUAGCACAUGUUAAUGUCUUGUUGAAGGCAAAAGUGAGAUGUGAAAGCAUGGUAAUGCUAUUGAAAAGCCAUGUCACUAGGAUCAAAACAAUCUAGGCUAGAUCUGGUCGAUGUCUCGCCUGGACAUUGGUCCCCAACAAUGCAUCUGAGCAAUUUUUUUUCUCUGUCAGUGAUGAUUAACUAAGAAUUUACCUGCAGGUCUAAAGAAAAAAAUGUGUUAGUCAUAGCCACAGUAUUUAUUCCUGAGUUCCCUUCAAAGAAAGAAAUGCGACGCAAAAUAUGGCAAGAAAAAGAAGUGAAAAUCCAUUUUUUUCUCCAUAUUUCAUAUGCUGUGUGCUAUUUUGUGUUUGACAUUCUGGAGGAGAGCUCUAUUCAUCGUUGAGUUACAGCAUCCACCCACAGGUGAUGGUGAGAAAGCACUUGUCACUCGGCCCCGACAGUCUGUAUCGCUUGCUCUGAUUGGUGGUACAGAAGCUGAGUAUAAAAAUGUAAACUGCUUGCUUAUAGGACAAAAAAGUGCACUGUUCAAUUUUCCCAGUUUACAGGUAUUCAUUUUUGUCAAGGGAAAAACGUAUUGUAAUGCUUACAAAUAAAAUUUACAAUGUCAUUUUUUAUUAUCAUAAUGAGGAUUAGGGACAGAGAGAAUUUGCUGCCACCCCUUGCCCCCU
Messenger RNA from Alosa alosa (allis shad), 4769 nucleotides. It is a transcript of the gene bcl11aa, whose product is annotated as BAF chromatin remodeling complex subunit BCL11A a. Gene Ontology annotation, biological process: regulation of transcription by RNA polymerase II; negative regulation of dendrite development. Lineage: Eukaryota; Metazoa; Chordata; Actinopteri; Clupeiformes; Clupeidae. Gene Ontology annotation, cellular component: nucleus. The coding region runs from base 389 to 2953 and encodes 854 amino acids. The transcript has 3 exons. The record is from RefSeq and is a predicted model, not a curated record. Gene Ontology annotation, molecular function: RNA polymerase II cis-regulatory region sequence-specific DNA binding; DNA-binding transcription factor activity.